UAGUGCGACCCUAUUGUAAUUGAGGUUUUUGCUUUGUACAUUUCUCACAGCUGAUCACAAUUAAAAAGAUGGCUGAACUGAUGGACGCUAAGUUAAAAAAAGAUAAAAUAAGGCGGCGGGAAAAACCUAAUAAGAAAUGGACAGCAGAAGAAGUGGGUCAAGUUCUUAACUAUUUGCUGGAGCAUCCGUCGUUUGAAGUAAUUUGCAGCUAUUCCGAUUUUGUUUGUUUAUAUUUAUUGAAACAGGUAUCUCAGCAGAUUGGAAUUUAGUACGGUGGAAAGUACGCAUCAUGCGCACCGCAUACAACAAAGCAGAACAGUGGAGAAAUGGGACAGGCGCCGGCCUAUUAGAGGAACAAGGUAUCGAAAGCAUUGAACGAAA
This is a messenger RNA of Zeugodacus cucurbitae (melon fly), 381 nucleotides long. RefSeq lists its product as uncharacterized. Bases 69 to 269 code for a protein of 66 amino acids. Lineage: Eukaryota; Metazoa; Arthropoda; Insecta; Diptera; Tephritidae. The transcript is spliced from 3 exons. The record is from RefSeq and is a predicted model, not a curated record.